Messenger RNA from Monomorium pharaonis (pharaoh ant), 4159 nucleotides. It is a transcript of the gene MICAL-like, whose product is annotated as MICAL-like protein 1. NCBI's taxonomy places the organism in Eukaryota, Metazoa, Arthropoda, Insecta, Hymenoptera, Formicidae. Gene Ontology annotation, molecular function: protein binding. Bases 733 to 4014 code for a protein of 1093 amino acids. The record is from RefSeq and is a predicted model, not a curated record. The transcript is spliced from 12 exons.
GGCGUCUCAGUCGCAGCAUCGCGCGCGCGCCGUGAACGCGAGUAUUACGCGCGCGCUUCUCACCGACUAACGUGCACCGACGUGCAGCACACGGUUACGUAUAUCGUAUACACGGAAUACGCUUCGCUGUCGCGUGCGCGCGCCGUGCGCGUCCGCUACUACCAGGCGAGGGAGCGUGCGAUAACCCGCGCUCGCUCGAACGAGCCAACGGAUCCUGCCGUCACACGGGGUGCCGUUGGGGUUGAGGUUGAGGUUGAGGUUAGGGACGUCGUUGUCCGCGUGUGUAUGCGCGUGUGUGUGUAUAUUCGCGGUUUGCGCGGAGGAUCCGCACACGCACGCACGCACGCACGCACGCACGUCGGUGACUGGAGCAGACUGCGCUCACGGUCGCGACUGUCAGUUUCACAUUCAACUAGCGGAGGAACCCCGGGGCGAGUCUAAAUGGCGUAACGACGACGCUCGUGGACGUGGACAACGUGUUGGAGAAAGAGAGAGAGAGAGAGAGAGAGAGGCUCCGGAAGAAAGGAGUUAGGUCUCUCGCGCACGAGUGACGUAAGAAGCCAGAUUAUCGUGCUGACGUUAUAGAGGCGCUCCAUAGAGGAGCUCUGUGGCCGCGAGUGAAGGAAAGGUGUUCGGAGCGACCGCUAAGAGGAAGUCGUCUCUCUCUCUCUUUCUCGCGAAGCGUGAAAGGGGGAGGAAAAAAAAAAGGGAAGAGGCCGUAAGCAUCGUAAGAUGGGCGAGAGACGCGGUACGAAGGCGCUGGAGCUUUGGUGCCGUCGGAUAACCGACGGUUAUCCGGGUGUAAACGUGCAAAACAUGACCACCUCCUGGAGAGACGGACUCGCCUUCUGCGCCAUGAUUCAUCACUUUCGGCCGGACCUCAUCGACUUCAACAGCCUGAACAAGGACGAUGUGUACGGGAACAACGAGCUGGCUUUCACGACGGCCGAGCAGCACCUCGGGAUCCCCGCGCUCCUGGACGCCGAGGACAUGGCGUCCUGCACGGUGCCCGAUCGAUUGUCCAUUCUCACCUACCUCUCGCAAUUUUACCAAACUUUCGGAGGAUCAUCGCCCAGCCGUCUGGCGACGAACCGAACGACCGAAACCGCCGACGAGAGGAUCGCCCCUGUCCCGGAGCCUCCUAAGCAAAAGGUGGGGUCGCGUCUGGGGAUGCGGAGGGAUCCGUGCGCCGCAUGCGGGCUGCCGGUCUUCCUGGCUGAGAAGCUGCUGAUAGCGCGCGCUCCUUAUCACCGUACCUGCUUCCGGUGCGCCCGCUGCUGCAAUCAGCUGACACCGGGCAACUACUACGAAACCGAGGAGGGCCAGUACUGCUGCGAGACGUGUCCGGACGAGGAGGAGGAGACCGAUAGCGCGCGCCACGGAUACGCCGAAACGGCGAUGUCACAUGCGGCGGAAAGGGAGAAGUCGAGGCCGCUCAGUGACGAGGAGAAAACAGAGAGAAAGGGUGUACUGGAGAACGCCGCGGUGCCCGAUUUGAUCUCCCAUACGUCGCAAAUGCGCAAGAGCUUUAUGACCAGCCAGCUUCUUUCCGAGAAGCUUGACGAUUCUGUCGCGAAGGACACGAGAGACAUCACGAUCGAUUCGGAUCGUGAAAAAACAAAAAGCAGGAUCGGCUCGGCAUUCCCAGACGACGACGAGAACGAGGAGGAGGAUGAGGAGAAUGAUGAUGAUGAGGAGGAAGAAGAGGAGGAGGAGGAAUCCCGUAGCUCCGUGACGGAUUCCCCGGAGGAGUCCAACAUUGAGCGAUAUAAUGUACAUAGCGCGUUAAAUAGCUUAAACAUUAGGAGCGACGAGGAUCAGCGAUCGACUGCCAUUUCAUUCCAUGACAUAGGAGGUAAGAAGAGAAGUGAGGAGGAUACCAAAGAGUCGCCAGGACGCGCCGGUGAACGAGCCAAUCCCGAAACGAAAUUAUCGUUAGUUCAGAUGAGACUCCAAAUGUUUGAGGCUCGGGACAAAAGGGAUCACGUCGAUGGGACGGAUCGAAACAAGCAAAGAAGUCCAGUGGUUCAGGGUGACUCCUGGGACCUAUCACCGGACGUCGUUCUUCCAGUGAAUGAGGAAGAAACAAAACGUCCGGAAAAGAGGCUCGAGGAAGACUCGAUAAUUAAAAAUAUUAAUUGUACAGACAGCUUUGAGAAUGUCGGUAAACAGCAAAAAGAAAAUUCGAAAAUCACUAGUAGCGAACAAAGCGAGGAAAACUUUUCAAAAGACAUUGUAUGGGCGAAUAACGAAGAGAGUCUCGAUAAAGGUAACCCGCUCGAGAGUAGCUCGAAAGUCAAAAGUAUCGAAAGACAGAAGGAAAGCUUCGCGAAGAUCGAGGACGAACGAAUCGAAAGCAAUAAGAUUAAUGAGGAGUGUUGUUUCAAGAAUAUCGUGGGUAGCAGCGUGCUGACCGCGAAAGGCAUCAAUUUAAGUGACAACGAAGAUUAUCCGGAGGACCUGAAUCCCUUCAAGAGCGACGAGGAAGGCAACGUUGUGGAGGAUAAACUACGGACUGUGAUAAACAGCUCUAGAGACAACAAAGUAUCGACCAAUCCAUUUGACAGCGAGGACGAGGACGUCGAGGAACCGGAACCGCCGAGGCCAGCGGCGAGGAGUAAACAGGAGAAUCAGGAAACAUCCGUGACGAAGCGGGUCCUGGCUGCACCGCAAAUUAAUCUCAAUCCAUUCUGGAGCGACGACGAAGAGGAGCACGGUAGCGACGAGGAAAGACGAGACAGAACGCCGCCUGGAAAUCUACCUGUACCGAAACCGCGUACUAUCAAGACCACUCCCGACGCAAGUGUCGUGUCACGGAGAGUCGAUUUAGAUCGUGGAGGCGUAUACGCGUCCAACAGUUCCUUAACUAGUUCUGAAUCAACCACAACUCCUGGUGGGACGUACAAAAAGAAAAAACCUGCACCGCAGCCACCAGUUGCAAAAGAACUGUUUCCGACUAAUCAGCGCGAAUCGCCUACACUUAAAUCGUAUAACAGCACAUCAGUCUAUCAAGAUUCAUCGUCUCGUACAACUCUACGAACUCGAAAAACCAAACCGGCUCCUCCACCGCCAAUGCCAACCAGCACGCCUAGCAAGAUAUCGAUCGGUACGCCAAGUUUCGAUGAAUCUCCCAUAAUCAAGCUUCGCAGCGAUGACCGUAGUUUGAACAUGUGGGAGGAUCAGAAGACAAACAAAGACGAGGCGAAUCGAAACAGGCAGAGCUUGAGCAGCGUUUCGUGCACCGACACUUCCUCUUAUACGUCUUAUGUCGAUAAAAGCGUGCAAGGAAAAUGGAAGAGGAAAAAGGGACCCGCUCCACCGCGACCAAUUCCACAUAAGAGAAAGAUCAAAGUGAUAUCUAUGAAAGACGUGAAAUUAGAAUUAGAUGAAAUAGAAUUACAACAACAAGGUUUAGAAAGGCAAGGUGUACGAUUGGAACAGUUGAUACGAGAUAAAUGCGAAUCUGGACCUAGAACAGAUGACUCGUCGCUUGAUGCAGAAGUGGAAGAACUGGUUUUAGAGUUAUUCGCAUUAGUGAACGAAAAAAAUGAACUGUUCAGGAGACAAGCCGAAUUAAUGUUAUUACGGAGACAACAAAGAUUAGAGGAAGAACAUGUUGAAGUGGAAUAUCAAAUACGAUGUCUCAUGUGCCAACCAGAAGCUACUAAAACAGACUUUGAAAAACAGAGGGAAGAAACAUUGAUACAAAGAUUAGUAGAAAUUGUAGAAAGAAGAAACGAAAUUGUCGAAUGCUUAGAGAUGGAUCGUCGAAGAGAGGUAGAAGAAGAUAGGAGCAUAAAUAAGCAUAUGGGUUUAUUUGCUGCGAGGAACAAGAACGGGCUGUCAGGUAAAGAUAAUGAUUCUUCUAACGUGGGGAAAACGAAAAAAGGAAAAAAAGAGAAGAAAGAGAUGAAAGAAAAGAAAUUGAAAAAGACUACAAAAAAGGAUGCCGAUAAGGAUGUGGAUGAGACUGAGGUAAAACUCAAACGCCAUGGCAAAAGAAGAUGGUUUUGAGUUGCGAUAAUGUUAGCAGUUAACGAUUAUGAUAGAUAUAGAAAAUAUUUUAUAUUUAAUACUUUUAUAUGUAUUUUUAACACUUUGUUAUUUAUAUAUGUAAGAAUUUAUGCUAAGAUUAUUAAUAAACUCUCCCGUUUAAUUA